This is a messenger RNA of Penicillium digitatum Pd1, 903 nucleotides long. Its product is annotated as Zn(II)2Cys6 transcription factor domain-containing protein. Gene Ontology annotation, biological process: regulation of transcription by RNA polymerase II. NCBI's taxonomy places the organism in Eukaryota, Fungi, Ascomycota, Eurotiomycetes, Eurotiales, Aspergillaceae. Gene Ontology annotation, molecular function: zinc ion binding; DNA-binding transcription activator activity, RNA polymerase II-specific. The record is from RefSeq and is a predicted model, not a curated record.
AUGAUACAGUGGUGCAGCACGACAUUCCAAACACUGUCACGCAAUGAGCGCACAGAUCCAAUCUGGCGCACUAUAGUGCCUGAAGAGGCGCUCUCGCACCCAUUUCUUAUGCACGGCAUCCUAGCCCUAUCAUCGCUGCAUCUUGCUAGAACAGGGCCUGAGCCAGCGCGUCGCGCAUCGUAUCUCAAUCGCGCUGUCGCGCACCAGAAUCAAGCACUGGCGCUGUUCCGGGAACUACUGGGGGACGUGAAGGAGAGUAAUGCCAAGGCGAUGUUGGCUUUUGCAGGAAUUGUGGUUAUCUACACGUUUGCAUUCCCACAUACGCCGGAAGCGCAGGAUCCAUGGGACUGCGUCGAUGAUUUGUACCAGGUUCUUGUUUUGACCCGCGGCGUGCAACAGGUUAUUCAUGCGCCGCAAGAUUUUACGAGUUUCUUAGGAGACAGUUCUUUUGGUCCGAUUUUGCAGGUUGAGGAGGCUCGGGGUACGAUACCUGAGGAUACAACUGCCAUGCUCACACAACUGCGUGAGGCUAACAAAAUCUGCGGGGAGCGAGAUCCGAAUCAUGAGAUACAGGUCUACGAAGGGUCCAUUUCGAAUCUCGAGGAAAUGCUCAGUUGGUGUUACAGCGGGAUGAGGGCAAAUACGAUUGCCGGGAGGUGGGCAAUCCGCUUGCACCCUCGGUUUAUGGAGCUGCUACGCGAACGAGACCCCUUGGCGCUAGUGAUGCUAGCGCACUAUGUUGUGCUCUUGCAAUAUUUGAAGCAUCGCUGGUGCUUUGACGAGUGGUGUGUGAGGGUCUCCAAGGCUGUGUGGGCAAUACUGGAUGACCAGUGGAGGCCGCUGAUCCAGUGGGCAAUGAAAGAGAUUCUCGGUAUCAACUAUAUGGAGCAGGUUGACACUUGA